CGGGUUGGGCCGGGGGCGGGCGGGGACCGCGUUUGGGCCGCCGUGACGCGGGCGCCUGGCCCGGCCCGCGGGAGUGGGGGGCGGGUGCCAGGCGGCUCCUCCUCGUCGCGAACUCUCGGUGACCUUGGCCAGGUCGCUUUAAUUCUCUUAGCCGGCGGCUUGGUCUGUAAAAUGGGACUCCUAAGCCCUGCGUCCAACGUGGGCCGUUUUGCGGUUCAGUGGCGGGAACCCCUCCAGGUGCCUGGAGUACCGGGCGGUUUGCCACCUCGGGGGAGAGAAAGGGCUUCCAGGCUGUCAUGUUGUCCCAGGCCUGGCGUGGGUGUGGGGCGGGGAGACCCUCGUUUUUCUGUUGAAGAAAACCCAGGCUGUUACGAAGUAGUUUGCAAAACUUUGGUUUAACGCGGGACAGUGGAGACUUGAGGAAGGGGGCCCUGGCUGAGAUGAGCGUCUUGGAGGUCCCCCCCCACCCCCUGCCCUCCACCACUGGCCUGCUUUUCCAUUGGUGCCCGCACUCGGGUUCACCCUCCGUGGUGGGCAGAAAGAGGCCCUCAGCUUUUAAAGAAUUCGUAUUUGUAUAUCCUGUUGUUUGCUAAGACCCCUCCCACCCACAUAGAAGAAUUUGGUGCUGACCACGCAAGUUCAGUGCCUGUCUCUGUGAGGUCCCCGCGAACCGUGGAAUCAGUCAGCUCUGCAGUGGUCCAGUUUUGUUCGAGCUUGGAUAUGGAGCAAGUCGUGGCGUCAUAGCCAUUUUGGGCAGUGGUGUGGGAUCUCAGGAACCCUCCCUAUGGUGGCGAGCAUGCAGUUGCCCAUGCCUUGACCUUGCUGCCCGUCUAUGGACAUGGCCCACCGGGGUGGGGAGAGAGACUUCCAGACUUCAGCUCGGCGCAUGGGCACCUCGCUGCUCUUCCAGCUUUCAGUGCAUGAACGGGAGCUGGACCUGGUUUUUCUGGAUCAUAGCUAUGCUAAGCCGUGGAGUGCCCACCCCGACGCGAGUAGUGCCCGCCCCACACGCAUGCUCUUUGUUACUCCCCGGCGACAACACGAAACCACCAUUGAAUCAGACGUCCCAAUAGAUGUGGAGACCAUCACGUCCACCCCUGUUCCACUCUAUGACAACCAGAAGGCUCGCAGCGUGAUGAACGAGUGUGAGCGGCAUGUCAUCUUCGCCAGGACGGACGCGGAUGCCCCUCCCCCUCCUGAGGACUGGGAGGAGCAUGUCAACAGGACUGGCUGGACAGUGGCCCAGAACAAGCUAUUCAACAAGACCCUCAAAGCCCUGCAGUGUGAUCGGCUUGCCCGCCUGGCCAAUGAAGGGGCUUGUAAUGAGCCAGUGCUGCGCCGUGUUGCCGUGGACAAGUGUGCGAGGAGAGUGCGACAGGCACUGGCAAGUGUAAGCUGGGACACCAAGCUGAUCCAGUGGCUACACACCACCCUCGUGGAGACCUUGAGUCUGCCCAUGCUGGCAGCCUACCUGGAUGCUUUGCAGACGCUGAAAGGGAAGAUCCCGACCUUGAUUGACCGAAUGCUUGUGUCCUCCAACACGAAGACUGGGGCUGCGGGAGCCGAGGCCUUGUCCCUGCUCCUGAAGAGGCCCUGGGACCCUGCUGUAGGGGUGCUUUCUCAUAACAAGCCAAGCAAACUCCCGGGCUCUCCUCUCAUUCUCAUCGCCUCCUCUGGCCCCUCCAGCUCCGUGUUUCCCACCUCACGCCGCCACCGCUUCUGGCAGUCUCAGCUCUCCUGCUUAGGCAAGGUCAUCCCUGUAGCCACCCAUUUACUGAACAAUGGCAGUGGGGUAGGCGUUCUACAGUGUCUUGAGCAUAUGAUUGGGGCAGUGAGAAGCAAAGUGCUGGAGAUCCACAGCCAUUUUCCACACAAACCCGUUAUCUUGAUUGGUUGGAACACAGGAGCUUUGGUGGCUUGUCACGUGUCAGUGAUGGAGUAUGUCACUGCAGUUGUCUGCCUUGGGUUUCCUCUGCUCACCGUGGAUGGCCCCAGAGGGGAUGUGGAUGAUCCACUCUUGGAUAUGAAGACUCCAGUCCUCUUUGUCAUUGGUCAGAAUUCCCUGCAGUGUCACCCUGAAGCCAUGGAGGACUUCCGGGAGAAGAUUCGGGCUGAGAACAGCUUGGUGGUGGUUGGGGGCGCUGAUGAUAAUCUCAGAAUAAGCAAAGCAAAGAAGAAAUCAGAAGGUUUGACUCAGAGCAUGGUGGACAGAUGUAUUCAGGAUGAAAUUGUGGACUUCCUGACUGGAGUGCUCACUCGCGCUGAGGGGCACGUGGGCUCUGAGCCUCGGGAUCAGGACGCUGAGAAGAAGAAGAAGCCUCGUGAUGCCACGCGUCGAGACCUGGCCUUUGAAGUCUCCGAGCGGGGCAGUCGACCUGCUUCCCCUGCCGCCAAGCUGCCCGCUUCACCCUCGGGCUCAGAGGAUCUCUCCAGUGUGUCCAGCAGCCCCACCUCCAGUCCCAAGACCAAAGUGGCCACAGUCACCUCUGUCCAGAAGUCCAGUCAGAUUGGCAGCUCUCAGCUGCUCAAGAGACACGUCCAGCGGACAGAAGCUGUGCUGACCCACAAACAAGCCCAAGCACAGUUUGCUGCUUUUCUGAAACAAAAUAUGCUGGUGAGGAAAGCUCUUCCUCCUGGCACCUCCUCCUGUCUCUUUGUUCCUAUUUCAUCAGAACCAACAGAGGAGGCAGAAAAAGAAGAUCUCCGAGUCCAGCUGAAGCGACACCACCCCUCCAGUCCUCUGCCUGGCAGUAAGGCCUCCAAGCGACCAAAGAUCAAGGUGUCCCUUAUUUCCCAAGGGGACACUCCUUCCCAAGGAGGAGGUGCUGAAGCUUCAGGAGGGAAACCCAUAACCAUGACACUGGGGCAGUCUUCAGCAGGGACCAAGGAGCUCACCGGACUCCUCACCACAACCAGGUCCAGUGCUUCUGAAGGUGGAGUCACAGCUGGCCCAGCCCCUUCGGUGGUCUCCAACAGUACCACACCCAGCACCUUGCACACACUCCAGAGCCGUUUGGUGGCCACUUCUCCAGGCAGCUCCCUCCCAGGGGCCACAUCAGCCAGCAGCCUCCUCCAAGGCCUCAGCUUCAGCUUGCAGGAUAUCAGCAGCAAGACAUCUGGUCUCCCUGCAAAUCCUUCCCCAGGGCCAGCUCCACAGGCCACCAGUGUGAAGUUGCCCACCCCCAUGCAGAGCCUGGGUGCCAUCACCACGGGCACCAGCACCAUUGUCCGUACCAUUCCUGUGGCCACCACUCUCUCCUCCUUGGGUGCCACUCCUGGUGGGAAGCCCACAGCCAUCCACCAGCUGCUGACCAAUGGGGGCCUCGCUAAGUUGGCAAGCAGCCUCCCUGGCCUGGCUCAGAUCUCUAACCAAGCUUCAGGCUUGAAGGUCCCCACCACCAUCACUCUGACUCUGCGUGGCCAGCCGAGCAGAAUCACCACGCUGAGCCCUAUGGGCUCAGGAGCAGCCCUGUCUGAGGAGCCCACCUCCCAGGUGCCGCCCUGCAGCUCCCAGCGCCUGCCUCCAGCACCCUGAAGAUGCUGUGUGAUAUGUCCUCCUUACCGGUUGGUGAUGGCGGCCUCAUGGUGGGCCCUGGACACAUAUGUGGUCCUGCUGAGCUGUCCAGGUGUCUGAAGACCUCUUUAAGACAGUCAUUUUUGCUUUCUGCCAACUGUCUUCAGGCUGGGCCUCUGGGUCUUGUGGAACGUCGGGCUGAGAGAUGUCGCGCCAGUCAGGGGAACGCCACCCUCCAGGAUCUGCAAGUCUGGUUCCUUCAGUCUCCAGCGUCCUCAGUAGAUCUGGCUGUGUGUGGGUCACAGGCACAUCUUCCUCCAUCAGCUGUGAUUUGACCCAAGUGUCACUGUUGGGCUGCACCUGAUAAUGGAGUGUCCUUUUGGAAUGCUGUCCUGCUGCUGCACCCUGUUGGGAGGAGAGAGCCACGUGGUCUGGGCCACAGGAGUAGUUACAAUUGAGAACCGGGAUCGUCCGGGCCCAGCUGGGUUUUGAACAUCAUCGUCCCCUUCACUGGCAGCCAUGGGAAACUCCCUCUUAGAAACCACGUCAGAUGCUGAGUGGCCUGCUGCGCCCUGGGAGCUCUCUGUCUCUGGCAGUUUUGUAACGAAGGCAAGGAGAACUGGACUGUCAUCCUUCAGCCCUUUGGGCACUGUAGAUGUGGCAAGCAGUGGUCACCAGGAGGUGAAAGUGAACCCUUUUCUGUUUUUCACCAUGCUGUGGGCAGUGCCUGUGCCCAGAGAGCCUGCAGGUCCGGAAGGGCUGAAGAGGAGGAGUGCGAGAGCAGAGGCAGUUGCUGGCAGAUUGUGCCAGGGAGCCCUUGCUGGGAACAGCUGGGGCGUGGGACUUUGAUUGUUGCACCUGAGGAACUGGUGAAGCUGGAAAUGAGAAGUAGAGUUUUCCAAGUCAAAGGGAAGAAACUCCAACCCUCAAGUCCCGUCUCCAGGGCCUGGAGGUAGAGCAGGGACAGACGGCUGAGCUAACGUCCUGGCUGGCUCAGGAAGCCAAGGGCAUCCGGACAGAGGCUACACUUGGAUGUUUCUGUUUGUAUUCUGUGUAACUUUUUCUCUUCCUCUUUCAAAGUGGGAAGAUUGUUGGCAAUGACUCUACUGUGUAGGGCUCUUGGUACCAGCCUAAGCCCUGUAAGUUACGGUGCCUGGAAGAGGGGUCACUGAGGAACCCUGGCCCCGCCCCCUUACCUAUUCACAACACUGUACACAAAGGUAGUUUUAGGUUUGCUUUGAGCCUGUCCCCUUGAGCACAGCCUCUUUCCUUCCAUACUCAGAGUGUUUCCAGUCAAGGUGAUAGGUAAAGCAGCCCCGGUGUGGCUCUGUUUUCUACAUGAUGCAGGCCCACAGUAUGGCUCAAAUUGCAGUCCAGGGUUCUGACCCACAGUGCAGUAUGUAUCUACUUCAGGCUACCUGUGUGCAGCCCAGGGGCCUCACCUGUGGUCUGAGUGGCAGCUAGGAAGAAGGAAUGAGCAGAGGAGUCGCAGGCAGGUCAGGGUGUGAGGGCCAGAUUGGGGAUCUGUGUGAUGGGAUGGAGGGGCACUGGUACACCACACCUUCCCUUCCUGACCUUUAGAGCUGGUCUCUGCAGUGAUUCACACAGAAUUAGGCUGCAUUUUUGAAUUAGCUGGUAAGUAACUGCUUUCUGAAAUUCAGGAGGCAUUUAGUGAAUUUGAGGAAGAUAUGAAAUCUGAAAGAGACAUCCAGGGCUCAAGGGUUUGAUAGCUUUAUAGGCAGGUGAGAGUAGGCCUGUGAGGCUAGCUGAAGCUUUUAGAAAUCACAGAGGGCCCAGAACAACCCAGUCGGGAUUAUGAGAGCAGCCCAGACAGUGUUGGAGGGGCUGCUCUGGAGAAAUGCUGGGUCCAAAGGAAAACAAACAUGUUAUGCUGCUUUGUGGCAAAUGCUAGCAUGCUUCCCGUGGGUGACUUGGGAUGCACACCUUGGAGACUUCUGAAACUGGAGAAAGGGAGCUGUAAGAGCAAUGGCCGCUCUUUACCAUGGGGGCACAAGCUGUUGUCAGAGUCACAUUACCCAGUUCCCUUCUCAGCCACACACUUGACAGUGAAAGGAGCCUUUACCUAUCAUAGCAGACCUGGAGUCCAACCUCAGAAGGUAAUGCUGUUGGUGGAAAACGUAGAAGGAUCAAGCAGGCUUUAAAUUUUUGGACAAGAAAGCAUGUUGGUGCCCCAUGGAAGAUGUCCUUGAGAUCUCUUGAGAGGAAGACCUUCUGUUCAUUCUUGGUCCCACCACUAGAACGGUCUUGGGCUGGAUGGGUUAUAGAGCUGAGCUCCUGUAAUGGUGGUUCUUAACGUUAGUAAAAAUAAAAAUUUGAAAACUGAA
Molecule: messenger RNA, 5859 nt
Organism: Oryctolagus cuniculus (rabbit)
Lineage: Eukaryota; Metazoa; Chordata; Mammalia; Lagomorpha; Leporidae
Source: RefSeq, a predicted model, not a curated record